Messenger RNA from Physella acuta, 4646 nucleotides. Its product is annotated as glycoprotein 3-alpha-L-fucosyltransferase A. NCBI's taxonomy places the organism in Eukaryota, Metazoa, Mollusca, Gastropoda, Physidae. Gene Ontology annotation, cellular component: membrane. The record is from RefSeq and is a predicted model, not a curated record. Gene Ontology annotation, molecular function: fucosyltransferase activity.
UAGGAUAUACAUCGUUGAUGACGUCAUGAGGUUCCGAUUAAAAAAAACUAUUCAAGUCUUAAUAGCUUGCGCAUGCGUGCUUGUCUACAUCAAUUUUCAUUUUGCACCCAAAUCUAUUCUUGGAGGAUACCAUUCCCGUUUUUUUAAAGAGGUAGUGAGAAAACUGGAGCAGCCUGUCCUUGAAAGGAACUCUACGAAUGUCUCCAACUAUGGAAUAAAUGAACGGAUGUUUGGUGUUAAUCAACAGGACUUAGAGAUCUACCCCAAGUCUGAAAACUAUGACGACGACAGAAUUCUAGCCCAGCUGCGAUUUGUUCCCCGUUCAGUUCAGAAUUUGCUUCAGUCGGGUUCUACGGUGCCACUACGAAAAAUUUUCCUUUACAACGGUCUUGGAGGCUGGGAUGUAAAGUACGGUCAGGAAUCUUUCCUGGAACAGAAGUGUGCUGUGCCUUACUGUGAGAUCACAGACUCUAGAUCCAGCCUACAGGAGGCGCAUGUAGUGCUGCUUCAAGGCAUACCCAAACCCUCAAACAAGCCCCCACAUCAAAAGUGGCUUCUUUUUUUGCUCGAAUCUCCCUACCACACACCAGGGCUGGAGGCUGCCGCGGGACUGAUCAACUGGACUGCCACCUACCGUAGAGACUCCACGAUCGUCGCCCCUUAUGAAAAAUUUGUUCCGUUUAAUGCAAGUGUUUUAACCAAACAUCAAGAGAAGAACUACGCCCUGGGCAAAACAAAAAAGGUCGCCUGGUUUGUGUCCAAUUGCGGAGCCAGGAACGGUCGUAGACAAUAUGCUGAUGAGCUGGCUAAAUAUAUCCAGGUGGACAUCUACGGGACUUGUGGGACCCUCAAGUGCCCACGCUACGAGGCCAACCGAUGUUUUGACAUGCUCAACACAGACUACAAGUUUUAUUUGUCUUUUGAAAAUUCAAACUGUCGGGACUAUAUCACAGAGAAGUUUUUUGUCAAUGGUCUCAAACAUGACGUCAUCCCUAUUGUCAUGGGCGCGGCGCCCGAGGACUACAGGCGUGCGGCCCCACCCCACAGCUUCAUCCACGUAGAUGACUUCGAGUCGCCGAAAGCUUUGGCUGAAUACCUGCACACGUUAGACAACAACGACAACUUAUACAACGAAUAUUUUCAGUGGAAAGGGACUGGUGAUUUGAUCAACACUCACUUCUGGUGCAGAGUGUGUGCACUAGCCCAUGACGAUGAGCGGGGACCGUCAUGGUACACUAACCUCGAUUCUUGGUGGCGGGGCGCUGAAGUGUGCAUAGGACAAGACAGCUGGCGCAACUUGUCACGCAAACAUUUGAUAGGGGAUCUGCCAGUCAGUCAGCUAGUCAGGAAUUUAACCACUGUCUAGAUGGACUUUUCAUUCAUUAAGCUGGGACGAAGACGAAGAAUGUGACGAAUGAUGUGAUGAAGGAUGUGACGAAGGAUGUGACGUAGAAUGUGACGUAGGAUGUGACGUAGAAUGUGACGUAAAAUGUGACGUAGAAUGUGACGUAGAAUGUAACGUAGAAUGUGACGAAGAAUGUGACGAAGAAUGUGACGAAGGAUGAGACCAAUUAUUUAUUUUUUUAUGCACAAAGUUGAUGUCAUACAAACACCCUUUCGACUUCCCACUACCACCUCUACCACUUCUGCAACCUCUACCACCUCCCCUCUAACAUUGCCGCCACUUCCCCUCCUCAAUAUUAACCUUACACUAACCCCAACCCAAAAUUAAAAAAAGGUAGUUAACUUAAAGUUAGCUUAUUAUAACAUAUAUUAUACCAUAAACAUUUUAAUAAAUAUAUCACAGUUUUUAUAACAGAUAUAAAUAUCUUUUCAAUUAAAACAAAAGGUAUGUGAGAUGAAAAUAAGGCCGAUGUAUUACACCUAACCCCUUGUCAUAUAUCGGUCAAUACUUGAGUUAUUUCCCUUGGCAGUGUGUGCUUUAAAAGGCUAGAGAAAUUUACCCUAACCCUUAGGCAAGUCGGUUAAUGGGAUUUUCUUAUGAUCUUCUUCUUCUUCGUUCUUAAUCUUUAGUGUUGAAAGGGGUCGAGCCUUAUCUGCCAGAAGGUUUGAACUCGAGACAUUUUUCGAAUGUAUCAACCAUGAGCUUUUGCAGACUCGACCACGCCUCCAUCACAAUUAAGUAUACGUGUCAACUGGUUAUGCACCAUUAAGGCCAUUGACUCCGAUUUCAGCCUGCUUUUCUUUUUGGAUUUGCUUCCAUAGCCUUUGUCCAACCAAGAACAAACUGCAAGACAGCAGUUGUUUGAAUUUGGAGUUGUCUCUCCUAGAAGAGUGGCUGUCCCCAGCUAACGAGCCUCAUCUGCCCGAGGGUUCGAACUCGAUACUUUUCGGUUUAGCAACCAUGAGCUUUACCGACUCGAACACUACGACCCCUUCUUAUGAUAAAGGGUUAGGGUUAGGCAAGUCGGUUAAUGGGAUUUUCUUAUGAUCUAUUUUUAAAGCUAGACGUUUUGGCUGUUAACAUUUUUCAACCACACACUUUGUACAAUGUUUGUAUGUUAACUUCGUAUCUUUUGCUGCAUGUAUAAAGUUAGUUUUACUUUAUCUAUUCAAAACAGCCUGAAAUUCCAAGGAUAUAUAUAUAUAUAUAUAUAUAUAUAUAUAUAUAUAUAUAUAUAUAUAUAUAUAUAUAUAUAUAUAUAUAUAUUGUAUUCGACCAUAAAACUAACUCAACAAUUUGUAUUUUUGAAUAGAUUAUAGAUUUUCUUAUGUCAUAAAAAAUAAGUUCCUAACCCUAAACACUAAUCCUAAGAAAAAUUAUUUUAAUUUACAAAUAGUGAAAAGGGUCGUAGGAGUACUUUAUGUUUUAAACGAAUUUACCCCCACUCCCACCCCUUUUUCCACCCUGCGUCACAUCGUCACAAAAUGUCUUGCCCCACCCUACAGUCUUGAUCCACACUUUUAUUUAAUAACUUUAUUCGUGAUGUUUUAAAGGUGGCAUUUUAAAGGUGAUGUUUUAAAGGUGACAUUUUAAAGGUGAUGUUUUAAAGGUGGCAUUUUAAAGGAGAUGUUUUAAAGGUGGCAUUUUAAAGGUGAUGUUUUAAAGGUGGCAUUUUAAAGGUGAUGUUUUAAAGGUGGCAUUUUAAAGGUGAUGUUUUAAAGGUGAUGUUUAUCUAAAUCAAUUAUUUACCUGGAUAAAAAUUUCUUUGAUAGUUUUUUCUAAAACAAUUAUUGAGCUGGAUAACCCUAACCCAUAAGGUGCAUUAAUAAUCCAUUUUGAUUUCAAUCUGAAGAGUCCCACUUUUUGAUGACUUCACACUUUCAGAAUCAUUUUUCACACAUUGUCUCAUAAUAUAAGCAAGUCGUCGUUUGGGUUAGGGUUUUGGUUAGGGUUAGGGUUUGGGUUAGGGUUUGGGUUUGGGUUAAGGUUUGGUAAUCCUCAGCUAUACCAUUAGGCUCUAGCUCACAUGGGAUCUUUUAACACCCUCUUAUAUGAUAUAACCCUAACUAUAACCUUAACCCUAACUCUAAAUCUAACCCUAACUCUAACUCUAAUCCUAACUCAAACUCUAACUCUAAUCCUAACUCUAACCUUAACCCUAACUCUAACUCUAACUCUAAUCCUAACUCUAACCUUAACCUUAACCCUAACUCUAAUCCUAACUCUAACUCUAAUCCUAACUCUAACCUGCAUCCCAAACUUAACGAUGGCAAACAUUAUGGUGCACAAAAUUAAUUUUUUUUUUGUUUGCAACUAUUAAUUUUUUUCUUCGUUAUUUAACGCAGUUUAAUUUAUCACUAUUAUGGAAAAUGGAUGGAAAAAUUACUUGAUAAUUUGGUUGUUGACUUAUAUAAGGUAUUUAAUUGAUUAUUUACAUAUUUUAUUUAAUUCAUGACUUGCAUUAAUUUUUAUUUUUGUAUUUAUUGAUCUAUUUGAUUUGCUUGUGUUUAAAAUGUGCGCUUAAUCUCUGUGUCACGUGUCUUCUAUGUGUGAUAUGCGUGUCAUAUAUGUGUUUUUUCGUACGUUUCAUGUGUGUUUCAAGUCUAAUUUAUGUGCGUCUCUGUGUGUCUCACAUAUGAAUCAAUUCAACAAAUAAUUUCACCUGUUGGUUUGUUCUAAACCUUGUGAUAUAAAACACCGGGACAAGCCAGGAUAGGUGCAUGACAAGAUGAUCAUUAAAACAUUUCUUUCAAUAAUUUCAAAAGAAGAUGAAGUUAUCACGUGCCUAAUUAUUGAUUAACUAAUUAUUUGAAAAAACGGAAUAAUAAUUUAACAACCAAUUAAAAUCGUGAAAGAUUUUUGCAUCUAUUUAUUCAACCGUGGUAUUUCAACAUAUGUAAUGCAUAUUAUCUUACCUGAUCCAUAAAAAGCUGCAUAGCAAUGUAAAAUAUUUGAUUGUAAAUAAAAAAUUUUUGUUAAGGUGGUGGAGUUGAAUGGUAUGGUUUUGUUUUUUAUGGAAAUUUUUUUUUUUGAGAUUUUUUUCCCCUUCUUUUUCGUAUAUGAUGAAUUUAGAUAAUAUUGAAUUGUGAUACUUAAAGCGUAUGAAAUCUAAUUAUGUACAAUUUGAUGUUUGGUUUGUAUAAAUGUGUAAAAUAAAAAAACUCCAUGAAGAAAAAAGAAUAACAUGCUGUUAAAUUUUCAUAUUUCGUGCGAUUGUCUUUUAUUAAAUCGAACUUUUAAA